AUGACUAGUGAGCUUAUUAUCUAUCAUGAUUUGCCUUUUCGGUAUGUGAAGUACGAGAAGGUUAGGGCAAGAGAUAAAUAUCUAAACCCAAAGUGUGUGCCUAUAUGCCGACAAACCGCUGCUGCUGCUGAUGUCUUCAGGAAAUAUGAGAUGGAGAAAGCAAAGCUCAAAAGACUUUUUGCAAAUCUCAAAAGCCGUAUCUUGGCGUUUUGUGAAAUCAAGCCUCCUCACACGGGUGAUGAAAUAGCUAAAAAGGUGUUGGGUUGCUUGAAGGAGUGGGGCUUGGAAAAUAAGAUGCCAUGUAAUGGAAAGUUCUUACACGUGAGGUGUUGUGCCCAUAUCCUAAAUCUUAUAGUGAAGGAAGGAAUAGAAUUAGCUAAUAGUCUGUUGGAGAAUAUCCGCGAGAGCGUGAGGUUUGUGAAAGCCUCUCAAUCAAGGAAAGAUGCUUUUGCUGCUUGUGUUGAAAGUUCAGGGACUACGGGUAGCUUAGGAUUGUCUUUAGAUUUAUCUACUCGCUGGAAUUCAACCUAUGAUAUGCUCGCAAGGGCUCUUAAGUUCCGUAUGGCGUUUGCUAGUUACAAAGUUUGUGAUAGGAGCUAUAACACGCUGCCUUCAGAGGAAGAAUGGGAACGUGGGCAGAAAAUUUGUGACUUCCUGAAGCCUUUCAGUACCAUCACAACAUACUUCUCAGGUGUGAAAUAUCCAACUGCGAAUAUAUACUUCAUUCAAGUUUGGAAUAUCGAAUUGCUAUUAAGGAAAUAUGCAGAUUGUGAUGAUGAGGAUUUGAGGUUAAUGGCUAGGAGGAUGCAAAUCGAAUUUACAAAGUACUGGGAUGAUUAUAGCAUAGUUUUAGCGAUGGGAGCUAUGUUGGAUCCAAGGUUCAAGACUCAGAUACUCAAAAAAGCUUUUGAUAGGUUAGAUCCAACUACUUCCGAGAAAAAAGUUAAAGUUAUAGUGCAGAAUCUGAAGGAUCUGUACGAAGAGUAUACGAGCAAGCUUGUGACGGGUUCAUCUUCUAGUUCUAACUAUUCAUCAACACCAGAUGACCUUCUUAAUGAAUCACCCCUUGAUGAUGAUUUGAACGCUGAUCUUUUUGAACUUGAAAGGAGUAUUCACCAUGGUUCAGAUAACACAAAGACGAGUUUGGAAUUGUAUUUGGAAGCCGAGGCUUGA
Molecule: messenger RNA, 1173 nt
Organism: Brassica napus (rape)
Lineage: Eukaryota; Viridiplantae; Streptophyta; Magnoliopsida; Brassicales; Brassicaceae
Product: zinc finger BED domain-containing protein RICESLEEPER 2-like
Exons: 4
Coding region: 1-1173 (390 amino acids)
Molecular function (GO): DNA binding
Source: RefSeq, a predicted model, not a curated record